This is a messenger RNA of Eimeria tenella, 585 nucleotides long. RefSeq names its product vacuolar ATP synthase 22 kDa proteolipid subunit, putative. NCBI's taxonomy places the organism in Eukaryota, Apicomplexa, Conoidasida, Eucoccidiorida, Eimeriidae. Gene Ontology annotation, cellular component: proton-transporting V-type ATPase, V0 domain. Gene Ontology annotation, biological process: proton transmembrane transport. The transcript has 6 exons. Bases 1 to 585 code for a protein of 194 amino acids. The record is from RefSeq and is a predicted model, not a curated record. Gene Ontology annotation, molecular function: proton-transporting ATPase activity, rotational mechanism.
AUGGCACAACAGGGAGUGGCUUUGCCGUACACAGGAUGGGGGGAUAUCAUUCGUGACAUUCCUCCAGUCGCAUGGGGAGCACUUGGUGUUGCCCUGGCGUUGGGACUUUCAGCGAUUGGUGCUGCAUGGGGAAUAUUCAUAACCGGAAGCAGCCUUCUUGGCGCAGCUGUAAAGUCCCCCAGGAUUCGGUCGAAGAAUUUGGUGUCUGUAAUAUUUUGCGAGGCAACUGCAAUAUAUGGUGUUAUCAUUGCCAUCUUGGUUGCCAGCAAGCUGGACGGCGUUCCUCCGGAUUUCAUCCAAAGCAUGAUGGAUGCCAACAAGAUUGAAAAGUGGCAAGCAGAUGCCAUUGCGGCUGGAUGGGGACUUUUAGCGACAGGGCUUACCGUGGGCCUCUCUAAUGUUUUUUCGGGGAUCUCAGUGGGCGUAGCAGGUAGCGGAGCUGCCCUCGGCGACGCGCAGAGGCCAGAAAUAUUCGUCAAAAUGCUUAUUGUGGAGAUUUUCGCGUCAGCUCUUGGACUUUUUGGAGUCAUUAUUGGCUUGCUACAGCUCAACCUCGUUAACUUCACCCGUCCGGCCAGAUCUUGA